This is a messenger RNA of Orbicella faveolata, 2049 nucleotides long. RefSeq names its product perlucin-like protein. The record is from RefSeq and is a predicted model, not a curated record. NCBI's taxonomy places the organism in Eukaryota, Metazoa, Cnidaria, Anthozoa, Scleractinia, Merulinidae.
UUGCAAAAUUCUAUUCUGCAUCAAUUCAGUUUUACACUUAAUUAUUUAUAACUCCAAGUUUGGCGACUUUUCAGUAAGUCGCUAAAUCAUUCACACACAUCAUUGAUGGAGUGAUGAAUAUUCGUUUCAUUUGACAAUUUAACAAGCGAUGAUUUGUAGUUGGCGCGUGAAGUUUGUCGCUGUCUUCCUACUGUACAAUUCUCCUCCAGUUAAAAGUGGUAUGUCUGUGGUCAGAGCUUUAUUUUAAAAACACCUAGAAGACUAUUUUUUCUUAAUUCAGAAUAAUUUUAGAAGGGAAGAUCAGCCUUUAAACGUGUUACUAUAAGAAUUGUUGUACAUUUGCCGUGUGCCUCACUUUGUAACUGCAAUAGGUUAGUGUUAAAUAUUCAAAUUUUGCACCUAAUAUAAGUAGCAAAGAAAUUUUUUUCCAGCCUUUGAUGUGGUCAUAACAGGCGUUGUGCAAAAUUCUGCUAAACUACAACAACAAAUAACUUGAUUCCACUUUCAGAUGUCACGUGCAAAAGUGAUCGUCCUCAGCAAGUUGUCUUUAGCAAACGAAUAGAGAACUAUGUCUUGGCAGGCCCUAUUGUCAUGACCAAACUUGUCUCAAGCGAUAAAGAAUGUCAAAUGGCUUGUAUCCUUAGCAUGAAGUGUGACACCUUCAAUUUGGGCCCUCGUGAUGAAUCGUUCCGUUACAUCUGUCAGAUCUUGAGGUUUGGUGUUCUAAAGUAUAGUCUUAAGCGCAAGAAGGGGUGGAGCUUCAGAGCAAGAAAGUGCCUUUCCUCUCCCUGCGAGAACGCUGGCAUCUGCUACUCUAUUGAUGUAGGUAGCACUUCGAGAUGCGCUUGCCCAGACGGCUGGAAAGGAAAGACAUGCGCUGAACUGAAUACUUGUAAGGCUGGCUGGGCACCGUACAAACUUUCUUGUUAUAAAGUUUUCCGCACAAAAGAAAACUUUUACCAGGCUAAUUCGAGCUGCAUCAGUGUAGGAGCUGGAUUAGUUUCUGUUGAAGACUUCGCCGAGCGUUAUUUCCUAGAUACCAUUCUAGAGGACGGUGAAAAAGUGUUCGUGGGAAUGACAGACAUUGCAGAGGAGGGGCGAUGGGUGUGGAUGGAUGGAAGCGUUCCCAGGCUGGACCCGCUGUGGCAUGGUAAGCAUCCAGAUGGCGGUGAGAGGGAAAACUGUGGAGAGUACGUGGAAAACCAUGGCUUCCAUGACAUUGAGUGCGGUGAAAGCAGGCCUUAUGUCUGCAAAUACUCCUUACACGACAUGUGAAACUUUCUACUGUGUUGUUUGAUUUUACAUUAUAUAAAAAUAUUGUUACAUGGUUCACCUUAAUUUUCAUCUUAAGUACACAGCAUUGAAAGUAUCUUUUUUUUGUUUCGGAAGCAAACGUCGACACAAAAUCUUGACUUGUUAUUAAAAGUAAACGAAUUGGAUUUUCCCGCGCGGUUUGUAAUUGUACAAUUCAUUUCAGGACAUGAGCAAAGUGUAGACUGGGAGUCAAACCCUUCACAAAUACCUUAAUAUUAAACCACCACCCGCCCUUAUCUUAUAAACACCCCCUCCCUGUAGCUAAAGCGAAGCAAGGAAUCCCGGCUCUCUAAAUUUUGCCUUUGGGCAUUUUCUUCUCGGAGAACUUUGGUUGUAUGCAGCUUAUAAUAGCCUUGGUUGCUUACAACAUAGCACUUUUCACUUGACUGUCAAAAGUAAUUUACGUUUGCUUUGGUUCGGCAUAACUUAACUACGCGCUUGGCUUGAAAACAUUGUGCUGCUUUGUAGCCCAAUCAGAACUAAAAUCAAAAGCAAUCGUGACUGGCUGGCAUGCGUAUUCCCUCGCUUCGCGUAAGCUACAUGUAUUCUCUUUAAGUUUUGAUUAUUUCACUGAUUUGUUUGCGUCCUUUGUAACUGGACAGAAUGAGUUAUUUUCAUGAAUAAUUUCCACAAGAAUUAAAACAGUUUCCCAAACUCCUGUCGUGUUUUAACAGACAGGUAUGCUGAUUUAAUAUUUAAGCACCUUUGUUGAGAAAACAAAAUAAACUAAUCAUU